AUGCUCUCGACCUCCUUCCUCUCGCUCGCGCUGGUCGCACCUCUCGUUCUCGCGUUUGACCGCCACCUCGCGCACGACGCGCUCGCCCAGCGUCGCCACCUCGCUCCGGCUAAGCGCCAGUACGGUGCCGCGUACGGCGCGCCGGCCGCUCCCGCUGUGCCCGCCGUCAGCGACAUGGCCUCGUCGUGGUCGUCGGCGUCGGCGGCCGCGUCGUCGGGCAUGAUGGGCGGCGACUCGGCGAUGGCGCACGACUCGGCCAUGGCGACGGGCCACGCCGGCGCGUCGUCGUACGACACGGCCAACUGGGCGCCGAGCGAGACGGCGUCGGCGAGUGCGGCGUGGGGCGGCGGCGGCGGCAUCGCGAUGGACCAGUGCGUCCAGCAGUGCAUGGUCGCGAGCUCGAUGGCGUGGCCCGCCGCCUCGGCGACCGACAGCAUGGCCUCGGCUCCUCCGGCGGCGAGCGCCUCGGCGGCGGCGGGCGGCGAUGCUCCUCCUCCGCCUGCGGGCUACGACACUGGCCUCGUCGCAGGUCCCGGGCAGGUCGUCGUCGCGCCCAAGAAGGGCGACCUCCGCAUGGUCCCGUUCAACAUCGCCGUCAAGCCGGGCGAGACGGUCGAGUUCGUCUGGGGCGCAGGUCCUCACACGGUGACGCAGUCGUCGGCGGCGAGCAUCUGCAACGCGUCGCAGGCCGACGGCGCGUUCAAGAGCGGCAUGCAGAACGCGACGUUCACGUUCCCCGUCAAGGUCAAGGACGACAAGCCCGUCUUCUACUACUGCGCCGUCGCCAUGCACUGCAAGAUGGGCAUGUUCGGCCUCAUCAACGGCCAGGUCUCGCUCGACGGCAACUCGUCGUUCGGCAGCUACAUGAAGACGUGGGCCGCCAAGAACAAGGAGAACCAGCAGAUGUGGGACGAGACGGUCAAGAUCACGAUCGACUUCCCCGACUUUGCCUCGUGGGGCGACAACCUGUCGACGACGCAGUUCGAGGACUGGGCCCUCCCGAUGGCCAUGGAGUCGACCCUCAUGACGCGCCAGUACUUUGCCCUCAACGCGCUCGCCGCCAGUACCAACGGCUCCUCGUCGUCGCCGUCGUCGCCGUCGUCGCCCACCUCGGCGCCUGGCGGCACCGCCGCCGCGACCGACCCGUCGGCGUCGUCGGACGCGCAGGUCUCGAGCGCACGGGCCCUCGGCGCGGCCGUGUCGACGGUCGCCGUCAUCGUCGGCGCGCUCGGCGUCGGCGUCUUCCUCGAGGUGGUCUGAGCAGGUGGACGAGCGCGUGGGCGAGUCUGAGCAGGCGCGGGUCGACCUGGC
Rhodotorula graminis WP1 is the source of this 1311-nucleotide messenger RNA. RefSeq lists its product as uncharacterized. The record is from RefSeq and is a predicted model, not a curated record. Gene Ontology annotation, molecular function: electron transfer activity; copper ion binding. Bases 1 to 1260 code for a protein of 419 amino acids. The transcript is spliced from 9 exons. Lineage: Eukaryota; Fungi; Basidiomycota; Microbotryomycetes; Sporidiobolales; Sporidiobolaceae.